AUGGCCACAGACACGACUGAAACCUCGCACACUCGUCCUCAAAUGGACUACGACACGAAGAUUUUCCCUCACUCCGGCGGCUAUGGACGCUAUAACCGACUCGUGGUCGUAUUUAGCUGGUUCCCCAACUUCGCGGUCAUGCUGAAUCUAAUCAGCGACGUUUUUUACACCCUAAUCCCGGACACGUACCACUGCAAGCCGGACCCGCAGCUUCUGCCCUCCACUUUCCUCCUCAGCAACUUCUCCAGACAGGGAUACCUCAACCUCACCAUCCCCUGGGUGAACGGCACCGGCCUCAGCCACUGCGAACUCUUCAAGUACCCACCCAACACCUCCGACCUCUCCGAAAAUGUGCCCAGGGAGAGGGUGUCCUGCACCAGGGGGUGGGAGUUCGCCCAUGCAGCGGGGCUCCAGAGCAACUUUGUCACUGAGUGGAACCUGGUUUGCAGUGACUACUGGAAAAUCCCUUUGCAGCAUAUCUGCUUCAUGACAGGGUGGAUUCUGGGAUACAUCUUCCUUGGUACAUUGUGCGACUGGUUGGGUCGUCGACGAGGUUUCCUCUUCUCCAUUAGUCUGGCCAGUCUGUUGGGGGUUGCCGUGUGUUUGUCCGGCAGCGCUGUGGUGUUUCUUCUGCUGCGUCUGUCUCAAGGCGCCAUGCUCGCUGGGGUGUUUGUGUCCUCGUACAUCAUCAGGUUGGAGCUGUGUGACCCUCCCCAUCGUCUCAUGGUCGCCAUGGUCAGCGGCUUCUUUGCCGUGUUUGCAGAGCUGCUGUUGCCGGGCAUCGCUGUGCUGUGCCGCGAUUGGCCCGUUCUCCAGGCUGUGGCCACUUUGCCUCUGCUCCUGCUGCUUUCCUAUUGGUGCUGUGCGUCAGUGUUUCCUGAGUCUCCUCGCUGGCUGCUCGCCACAGCUCAGAUCCCUCAGGUGAAGAGGAGCCUCCAAGAAUUCUCCACCAGGAAUGGUGUUUGUCUGCGAGAUGAAAUCUACCCUGGUGAAACCCUGCUCUCAGACAUAGAUACAGCAUACGGAGAGGACUGUCGACCAAGGUACCAUUCAGUUCUAGAGCUGCGUCAGACUCGUAUUAUCUGGAAGAACUGCCUCAUCCUCAGCUUCACUCUGUUCAUUGGAACAGGCAUCCAAUACUGUUUCACCAGAAACUUGCACAGUUAUUCCACCAACUUCUACUUCAGCUACUUUCUCAGAGUGAUAACUGGAGCUCUGGCCUGCAUCUUCAUCUGUUUGACUGUCAAUCACUUUGGUCGGCGUGGUAUUCUUCUAUUUUCGGCCAUCAUCACUGGGCUGUCGUCACUGCUGCUUCUGGCCCUCACUCAGUACCUGCAUGGAGGCCUGGUGUUGGUGCUCUCCGUCGUGGGUCUGCUGUUUUCUCAGGCUCUCGCCAUGCUCAGUGUGUUCUUUGCCUGUGAGGUGAUGCCAACUGUAGUUCGAGGUGGUUGCCUCGGCCUGGUGCUGGCAGCAGGUUGUGUUGGCAUGGCCGCCUCCUCCCUGAUGGAGCUCCAGAAUAACAGUGGCUACUUCCUCCACCAUGUCAUCUUCGCCUCCUUCGCUGUCCUCUCCGUUCUCUGCAUAAUGCUCCUACCUGAAAGCAAACGCAAGCCACUCCCAAACUCCCUGAAAGAGGGCGAGAGCCAGCGACGACCGCCUCUCUUCCUGUCCAGGCCUGACAGGGACAACCUGCCUUUACUGCGCACCAGGCCCCCUUUGUCGGAGUACAACCCUGAUAACUAUUCCCGCUUGGUUUCUGCCACCAGGAGGAUGUUGACUAAAGAUACUUUGCCUUAUAGGAUCGCUGUGCCAACUCAUUCCCCUCUGCUGUCAGACAGUGAAACACAGGGACAAGAGAAUGAGACACCGAGAGAGGUCACAUCUUAGGAAUCUCCUCUUCUUUACAGACUUGGAUUAUCCCUUUUCCUUCUACACAUACCUCUGACAGUCUACCAUCCUUCAUUGGGUUAUUGUCUGAGUCACUGGCUAGUCAUAACUCAGCUGAAGAACUGGCCUCGGCUUGGAUGCAGUGCACUUUAGAUCGACAGCUCCAAGUCUGUCAAUUUUCAGCUGUAUAUAAAUCUUUGUUAUAUUUUACACUUGAAGCUGUUACUGUGCGGUGGUAUUUCCUCUUGUGGAUCCAGGUAAUGCAUUUAAAACCAGUGGCUUUCCUUGACUUUUUUCUUUUUGGUCAUCCAACUUUAUGUGAGGGCUAGAAAAGUCCUCUUUGAACUGUGACAUUGCAUGUUCUGUCUGUGUGGAGGCAUUCAAACCAGAUUCUUAGACAUUAGUUUCACCAGCGAAGCUGGCUCAACCGUGCAGCUGCUGGUGAUCAUGUGAGCAGCAGCCCUUUGUCCAUUUAUUAGUAACUCGUGCACUUUUCAUUAAGUAUUUUCAUCUGAUUCACCAGCAGUGUCUGAGAGGAGCCCAAGGAGCACCAUUGACGCACAAGACUAGCUCAAGCUGUUGUUGAGGAAGUCUUGUGUUGUUAUAUUUGUGAAGCACACAAGAGGGCACUAAUGAUGCACUGAUCACUGAGUUAAGGAAACACUGUGGUUAUCUGUGUGGAAUAUGAACACCAGAUACAAACCAGUUGAUGGGGAAUUCUGUCUUUGGCUGAUGAGUUGGUUCAUUCUAUAAACCACUUGAUUAAUUUACCAACUAUUUAAAAAGGUGCUCUUUUUUUAAAUGUAGUUUCUCUUCAAACACUGAACUUGCAAAUUUACAAACCACUGUAGAUGGCAGAUGAAAAGUGAAAACUAUCUCAGUCUUGUGACUAUGAAUUGUGUCCUUGGAGUUAAACAUGACUCACUGGAGUACUGUGGUUUCAAUGCUUCAGAAUUUAAUAGAGCCACUCUUAAAUGAGGAUCAUUAGAUAUUUCCACAAGGACUGCCAUAAACCUGAUUCUGUUUACAGGUUUCUCUGUAUUUAAUGUUAAAAAGUGAGGACAUUCUGCAUGUUAGUGCCUUUACAG
Messenger RNA from Seriola dumerili (greater amberjack), 2975 nucleotides. It is a transcript of the gene slc22a31, whose product is annotated as solute carrier family 22 member 31. Gene Ontology annotation, cellular component: membrane. Gene Ontology annotation, molecular function: transmembrane transporter activity. The record is from RefSeq and is a predicted model, not a curated record. The coding region runs from base 1 to 1887 and encodes 628 amino acids. Lineage: Eukaryota; Metazoa; Chordata; Actinopteri; Carangiformes; Carangidae. The transcript is spliced from 9 exons. Gene Ontology annotation, biological process: transmembrane transport.